AUGAGAAAGGACAGAUUUAUCAGCGACGAAGACACCGAAAUUGAUAAACGAGAUAUCGUAAUCAGUGACUUUAUCAAUUUAUUGAAUGACAUCGAAAGCAUUAGUAAACAAUGCCAUUUAUUAAAUGGGGGAACGCGUUUAACGUUCGGGAACAACCCCCUAAAAUGCUUCAAUUUAGUCAUCUUGAAGCAUAUAGAAGUUAUUGAAGAGUUGUAUGAAAAUAUAAAAGCAUUUAAAAAGAAUAAUAGCAUUAUUCUUUCAGAAUUAAAGGAUGAAGAAGAAAGAAAAGAAAGAGAGAGAAGACUCGAUGCCGCCGAGAAGAAGAAAGAAGAGUCAAAGCCAGAGAGGAGAAAAACUAGAGAACUCUAA
Messenger RNA from Entamoeba histolytica HM-1:IMSS, 369 nucleotides. RefSeq lists its product as uncharacterized. Lineage: Eukaryota; Evosea; Mastigamoebida; Endamoebidae. The coding region runs from base 1 to 369 and encodes 122 amino acids. The record is from RefSeq and is a predicted model, not a curated record. The transcript has a single exon.